Molecule: messenger RNA, 1146 nt
Organism: Syzygium oleosum
Lineage: Eukaryota; Viridiplantae; Streptophyta; Magnoliopsida; Myrtales; Myrtaceae
Product: putative F-box protein At5g55150
Exons: 1
Coding region: 1-1146 (381 amino acids)
Molecular function (GO): protein binding
Source: RefSeq, a predicted model, not a curated record
AUGGCAGAGAAUUGGGCCGAUCUCCCCCAAGAGCUGCUAGAAACGUGCUCAAGACAACUCCUUCUAGAUGACUGGUUUGCGUUCCGAUCCGUGUGCUCGACGUGGCGUGCCGCCGCAUUCGAAGAGAGGGUCGACGUGCCGUGGUUGAUGCUCGCGGAUGACGAGAGGACCGAGACCGAGCACGCCGAGCUCUACAGCCUCUUCAGUUUGCGAACUCACAAAGUCGCAUUGCCGGAAGUGAAGGGGACGAGGCGCUUCUCUUCGCGGGGUUGGAUCUUGACCGUAGGCACGGACUUGGAAGUCCGCAUGCUGAAACCCUUGUCGCGCAGCGGCGCCGUCGCCGCCGGUCGCGACAUCGUCAAGCUCCCUAGGUUGGACGAACUCCCCGGCUGGGACCCCGAAUCAUAUAUACCAGGACGCGCGUAUGCGGAUUUCGUCGACAAAUUUGUCUUGUCCGCAAGCCCCGCUUCGUCUCCAGACUAUAUGGUGAUGGUCCUUUACUCGCCCUAUGGAAAGUUAGGCAUAUGGAAACCAGGCAACGAGGAGUGGAAAAAGUUGACUCGCCCGGGCAAUGCUGUUCUUGACGUCAUACAUUAUAAAGGGCAAUUCCUUGCGGUUAACACCCCAGGUGAUAUAUUCGCGUGCGAUGUGGAUGGACCAGAUCCGACAGCUCAAUACAUUCUGAAGAAGCCCCCGGAAAUUCGCGAGGAUGGGUUCAUGCAGCUAUAUUUGGUGGAAUCGGAGGGGCGUCUGUUGCUGGUCUCGCGUUUGGGACAACAAGGUGGCAGCGAUGACGAUGACGAUGAAGAACUUAACGGUGAAGAUUGUAAAACCAACGAAUUCCAGGUUUUCGCCGUCGAUUUAGAGGCUAGAAAGUGGACCAAGCUCGAGAGCUUGGGGAACGCGUCCCUCUUCGUCGGUUUUAACUCUUCCUUUUCGGUACAAGUCGAUGAGAACCAACAUGCCAUCGAGCCAAACUGUAUUUACUUCACCGAUGAUUGCCCUCUUAUGUAUAUCUUUACUAAGGAUGGCGGAGGUAAGGACAUGGGAAUAUACCACAUGGAAGAUGGAAGAAUUGGUUCUUUUUAUGAUGGAAUAUCUCGUCAUCCUAUUUCUCCGCCUAUAUGGAUUGAACCGAGUUCUUGA